GCACCACCACAUCCACCACCUCAGUGGUCACCAUCCGUCUCACGGAUCGCAUCCGUUCAACAGCCGGAGUCCGUAACCGUCGCAUUCGCAUCAGUUCCACAGCAUUAGCAGCAACGGAUCCAACAGCCGAUCGGCUCCAUCUCCUCAUCAUCCGCAUAAUGAAUCCGGCGGAAGCUCCGCCGGAAGUUUACUUUACAACGUCAACAACGUUGCCCAGAUGUACUCCUCGGUCCAUUUCAACAUGUACGCUUACGGCGGAGCCGAAUCGAGUGCAUCCACCGGUGGAGGAAGUGGCAGCACUCCCACCGUCCCUCACCCCCUGGCUUCGGCUUCUUCUUCCUCAUCCGCUGCUCACAUCCAUUUGCAUUUACCGAUGCCGCACAGUCCAGCGGCUUCGGCCGCCUCGUCAUCCGGCGGUAACGGAGGAGAUCGUUGCCGGGACCAUCGUGACCCGUCCAAAUCUUCCAUCCGAUCCAGCGCUUCAUCUCUCAGUCCCAACUACAGCCAGGCCCUGCACUGCCACACCUCACCCGGAAGCGGAUCGCUGUCUCCCAUCGGAUCGGGCAGUCCGUCUCCCAACGGAAGCCAAGGGCGCGGCUACCGCUCGCUGCCGUACCCGUUGAAGAAGAAGGACGGAAAAAUGCACUACGAGUGCAACAUUUGCUGCAAGACGUUCGGCCAGCUGUCCAACCUGAAAUUUCACUUGUGGACGCAUUCCGGCGAGCGCCCCUUCAAGUGCAACGUCUGCACCAAGAUUUUCACCCAGCUGACCCACCUCCAGAAGCACCACCUGGUCCACACUGGGGAGAAACCGCACCAGUGCGGCAUUUGCAAGAAGAGAUUCAGCAGCACGUCCAAUCUCAAGACACAUUUGUGGCUGCAUUCCGGCCAGAAGCCCUACGCCUGCGAUUUUUGUCCGGCCAAAUUCACCCAGUUCGUCCUCUUGAAGUUGCACAAGCGAUUGCACACCAACGAGCGGCCCUACACUUGCGGCGGAUGCCAGAAGAAGUACAUCAGCGCCAGCGGAUUGCGGAAGAGCAGAAAGCACUCCUUGACGACAAUGACGAUCCGUGCUGGUAGUGGGGAAAAUCGCCCUCGUGUUGAUAAACGCUUCAACCAUGGAUUAUUCCAUGGAUUUUUUAUGUGUGUUUCUCAGAUAUCAGUCAAGAAGCGUGACGCCAUAAAGAAGAUUUUUUAA
Messenger RNA from Daphnia pulex (common water flea), 1198 nucleotides. Its product is annotated as PR domain zinc finger protein 1-like. Gene Ontology annotation, cellular component: cytoplasm; nucleus. The coding region runs from base 218 to 1198 and encodes 326 amino acids. The record is from RefSeq and is a predicted model, not a curated record. Lineage: Eukaryota; Metazoa; Arthropoda; Branchiopoda; Diplostraca; Daphniidae. Gene Ontology annotation, molecular function: RNA polymerase II cis-regulatory region sequence-specific DNA binding; DNA-binding transcription factor activity; histone deacetylase binding. Gene Ontology annotation, biological process: cell fate commitment; regulation of transcription by RNA polymerase II. The transcript has a single exon.